Molecule: messenger RNA, 1281 nt
Organism: Aureobasidium subglaciale EXF-2481
Lineage: Eukaryota; Fungi; Ascomycota; Dothideomycetes; Dothideales; Saccotheciaceae
Exons: 2
Coding region: 1-1281 (426 amino acids)
Biological process (GO): maturation of SSU-rRNA
Cellular component (GO): cytoplasm
Source: RefSeq, a predicted model, not a curated record
AUGGCUUCAUACGACAGCGACUCCGACCUCGAGGACGAGAACUUUACCGAGACAAAUGUUCUGCUCGGGUACGCGACAAAGGAUGUAGCAGACGACACAACCAGCCAGUUGGGCGGGCACGCUACAUGGCUCGAUGAGCAGACAACGCCACCUGGCGAUUUGGCCAAGUGUAAGAGCUGCGGUGGUCUCUUGACAUUGCUUCUGCAGUUGAAUGGCGACCUACCGGACCGCUUCCCUGGACACGAGCGACGACUGUACCUAUGGGCAUGCAAGAGAAAGGCCUGCAGGAGGACGGUUGGAAGUGUGAGAGCUUUCAGAGCCAUUCGCGCCUCUGCCAUUCCCGCCGAGUCCGAGAAGGCCAAACAGCCCAAGCAAGAAACACCAAAGGAGGCACCUGCCCCAGCUGCGCCAAAGACGAACCUGGGCGAGUCUCUCUUCGGUGUCAAGUCCCCUGCCUCCGCUUCAUCUUCUAUCAACCCUUUCGCUACUGGCGGUGCUUCGUCUCGUCCCGCGAAUCCUUUCUCCUCCUCUCCCGCUCCUACUCCCGCAGCUCCCACACCGACCGCGACAGAAACGACACCAUCUCUCUCCGAGACGUUCGCCUCGAAAGCCCGUAUAUCCAGUCCUGAGCCCAGCUCUGUUCCUGCCACCACAUCAGCUGGCCCUCGCGAGCCAUGGCCUCCACAAUCCGCCUUCCCUCCGCCAUACCCUUCCCACUACCUUGACGCCGACUACGAAACACUGGAUAUCGAGAAACCAGAAAUCCCCGCCCAGACACGCGUAGAUAUGGACAUUGACAACGUUGACGGCGCCAGCGGUGCAGGAGCAGAUAUGGACGUCAAGGAUGCCUUUGAGUCAAGCAUGGACAAAGCCUUCCAACGCUUCGCCGACCGCAUGUCGCAGAACCCUGAACAGAUCUUGCGUUACGAGUUUGCCGGUCAGCCUCUGCUGUAUAGCAAAGCAGAUGCUGUUGGAAAGUUAUUGGGAGCACACCAGGAAUCUGCUGCUUCAAACGCAAAGGUCAAGACCUCAGGUGCCAAGUCCGGUAUGCCCAAGUGCACAAACUGUGGCGCUGAGAGAUUGUUCGAGCUCCAACUUACUCCUUAUGCUAUCGUCGAACUCGAGGCCGAAGAGCUUGGUCUUGAGGGCAUGGAGUGGGGCACCAUUAUUCUCGGUGUGUGUUCAAAGGAUUGUGUGCAGCGUGGUCAAAAAGAAGGAGAGGUUGGCUAUCUUGAGGAGUGGGUCGGUGUACAAUGGGAGGAGUUGACUGGCAAGAAGUAA